AGUAGAAAACUACAACUCCCAGAGAGCACCUCUGCCAGGCUUCAUAACCCUGUUCAUGGCGUCUGUUGGAGGGCUAAAGACAGGUCGCCUUCCGACAAACAGAUAGGCCCUUGACUUUAACGUUUUUGUGUUGACUGUCUGUCCUGGCGUGACACAAUGGAGGUGGAGAGCGUCAAAGUGGAUGAUGAGAGGCGUCUGACCCAGCUGAGGUUUGAAGCUGCCGUCAAAGUCAUCAAGAGUUUGCCCCCGGACGGUCCCUUUCAGCCCUCCAAUGACAUGAUGCUCAAGUUCUACAGUUACUACAAACAAGCCACAGUGGGAGCCUGCAAUAUACCCCGACCAGGCUUCUGGGAUGCAGUCGGGAAAGCAAAAUGGGAUGCAUGGAAUUCUCUUGGGGAUAUGCCAAAAGAAGCAGCAAUGGCAGCGUAUGUUGAAGAAAUGAAGCUGAUCCUGGAGGGCAUGCCCAUGACGGACGAGGUGGAGGAGCUCUUGCGCGUCCUCGGCCCGUUCUAUGAGCUGAUUGAGGAGAAGAAAAAGAUCACACAGAUAUCAGACCUGAGCACAGGGUUUGGUACGAUGCUGAAUUCAAUACCGUCGAAGAGCGUCGCAAAGAGCAUCAUCAGAACGAUGGAAAUGAACGGCACUCUGGAGACUCGUGCUGCCAGGCUCAAAUCAAAGGAAACGAAGGAAAGAUCAGAUGAAGAAGCACAAGACGAGGAGGAAGAAGAAGAAGAGGAGGGGGAGGAAGUAGAGACAAGGGAGGUCAGAAAAGACAAGAAAUCAUCAGCUUCACAGCCAAAUAAGAAAGGUUCAACCAGGAGACACAAAGCUCCCCUGUCGAACGGUAAAGUGGCUAACGGGGUCGCCCAUCUGACCAACGGGGGUCAUUCCAGGGCUGCCCUGAACAGUGACGACUCCCUGGAGGGUUCAGUCAGUGAGCCUCAGCUCAAUGGACACCACACAGAUCCCAGUGUAGAGGUGUGUGGUCCCAGCCACCUGGCCAGUGACUCGGACAGCGAAGUCUACUGUGACUCUGUGGACCAGUUCAGCCAGGAAGAGAGCUCAGAGCAUAACCGCUCUUUGGACGACCUGGACGAAGAGGAGAACCACGUCCUGACGCCUCUAGAGGAGCGGCAGGCAACGCAGGAGCCCCGGGAGGGUGUUCACGGUCCACCGCCGGUCAUCAGGUUUGGAGGAGAAGAUGGAGAGAAUGGGGGAACAAUGUCACAGAGGCAGAGUCUGAAUGCAGACAAGCCGAACAGCUCUUUGGUCAGGAGAGGAAGGGGCUCCAGGACUCCAGAACUCGGCUCUGGAUCGCUGGGGCCCAUGUACGGCGGUGGAGACGGGGACGGGGGCCGCUGGGGAGGAGCAGUGACACCUGGAGGGAGCCUGAAUGAGCAGAUCGUUGUGGCGUUGGCCAGACUGCAAGAGGACAUGCAGAGCGUUCUGGAGAGGCUGCACACCCUGGAGGCUCUGACCGCGAGCCAGUCUCUGCAGACAAGAUCAGGGUCUCUGUCUCCAACUUAUGCAUCAAACCCACUGAAUAAGAGGACUCGGAAACCAUCCUGGUGGCCUUUCGACAUUUCCCCGACCAGUUUGGCCUUUGCUAUUUUAUGGCCAUUUGUGGUACAGUGGCUUAUCCGCCUAUUCCUGCAGAGGAGGAGAAGACGAAUCAACUGAACCUGCUCUCAUCCAAACACCCAUGGGCAUAGACGAUAAAGAGUCCUCUAAAUGUGGCUGGGUUGCAAAUGGCUGUAACUCCCUCCCCGCUUAGACCCACAGCCCAGUAAUUUGCUUUUGCACUAUGAAGAAGGCACCUAGAGUAAUGCGUGAGAGAUGUGAUCUCUUAAGUGUGUUGUACUGUGGAUGUGGACUCGAAUAGAAACGUGAAUGUAUGAGCUCGCAGCCUGUGAUUAUACAACCUACAACACCACCCCCUCCCCCGAUAUCGCUGUACUAGAAUCUUUUUCUCUGUAAGAAAUGGUUUGUGUUGAGAGGGGGAACUGAAGAGUUGGGAUGUUGUCAGCGUGUUUAUAAACCAACUACAGUAGCUUCUUAAUUAAUAUCCAUAACUAAGGCUGUGUUGCACAAAAAAUGAGGCCGAUACUUUGUUGAUUUGAGCUUGAUGUGAUUAGACAUUUUCAUAAUUAACUUUCAAUAGUUGCCCAGGUAAUGCUGCUAUAAUAAAAUGUUGUAAUUACUUUAUUAGUUUAGAAGGGAAGAAUGUAAAAAUUCUUUUAAAUUUUAAGAAUAAGUUAAUAUUUAUUAUUUUUAGCAACGGUUGCAAUGAAGGCAAACCUUGCUAGAUUUCAGCUCUACAAAUGAGGUUUGUUUAAAGUGACUGCUAAAUGUUCUGUAUACGUUAGACGAGGUCUGUCCUGCUGCCUAUCAGUCUGUGCUUUACGUCAAAGUGGUCUAUUCACUUCAUUGUUUUCCAGAUAGACGAAGUGCCUCAACAUCAUAAGGUACAUUCAUCAUGUAGGUGGUAAUAUGAUUUCUUACAGUCACAUACUGUAGCAUAACCGUUCCAGUGCUGGACCAAAUAAUCAUUAAUCAUACUACCUAAUGAGCCAUGAGGUGGUCCACUAUCAGAUUAUUAAUGCAACACUUGUCGCAGUCUCUGUUGUUUACUGUCACGUUUUUCCAUAUCGUACCAUUUAUAUGUGUGAUAUAAUGUUUGUGCGAAUAUUGUGAAAGGAGUUUGAGUGAAAAUAAUCAUGACCUGUUUGCAAAGCAGUGAAACCUAUAUAAAUUGUAUACAAUAGCUGUACAGUUCAGAUUAAAAUGCAGUAUUUUAAUUGCAUUCCCAUGAAUUAAUAUAGAAAACUAUCAUAUUUGCAUCUGCAGUAGCACUAAUCUUUCCAGAGCCAUUGUGUUUUAAUAAAAAAAAAAAGUAAUACAUUUACCUUUCUACUUAAAUGUACAAAGGCUGUCUCACCCUCUCUGCCUGUGGAUAGACGGGUGUUUGCAUGUGAUAAUCUAAGCCUCAAAUAAAGUUUUCAUAAAGCAUU
Molecule: messenger RNA, 3011 nt
Organism: Micropterus salmoides (largemouth bass)
Lineage: Eukaryota; Metazoa; Chordata; Actinopteri; Centrarchiformes; Centrarchidae
Gene: acbd5a
Product: acyl-CoA binding domain containing 5a
Exons: 13
Coding region: 157-1680 (507 amino acids)
Biological process (GO): fatty acid metabolic process; autophagy of peroxisome
Cellular component (GO): peroxisome
Molecular function (GO): fatty-acyl-CoA binding
Source: RefSeq, a predicted model, not a curated record